Laetiporus sulphureus 93-53 is the source of this 2168-nucleotide messenger RNA. RefSeq lists its product as uncharacterized. NCBI's taxonomy places the organism in Eukaryota, Fungi, Basidiomycota, Agaricomycetes, Polyporales, Laetiporaceae. Bases 423 to 1877 code for a protein of 484 amino acids. The transcript has 2 exons. The record is from RefSeq and is a predicted model, not a curated record.
UGAAGACCGCGCUGCGCACGCACGAGCCGAGCGGCGUGGUCACGUUCGCGUUCCGCCUCAGCCACGCGAUUUCGAGCGCGUGGGAGACGGUCGUCGUGAAGGGCGAGGCGGACGUGGCGAAGGCGCGGGCGCGCAUGUGGAUGUACCUGUGCACGCGGGACGUGCUUGGUGCGGCGAUGCGCUUGUUGACUUUGAAGCCGUUGGAGCGGAUGUAGACUAGAAUGUAGCUGUUAGUGGUAUCUCUUGUUUUGCGUUGUCUGGCAUCGAUACUAGUGCAAUGACUGCAAUAGUAAGGGGGGCUCACGAAGUUUGAACUGUGGCGCGAAAGAGUUAUUUGCUACCAAUGGAGCGAUCACGUGAUCCCCUUGAACCCUCCUGCAGUGACCUCCUCUGCUUUCGUCUCUACCUGCAUCGCAAUCACCAUGGCUGACAACCUUCCUACGCUCCCAUCCCCUCCGUCCGAGAAGGAGGCCAUGUUCUACUACUCCGGCCUGCCCUCUGGCCCCCGCUUGGUCGCUCGCACUGGCACCACUCCCUGGAAGGAGCCCACUGGCCCCGAGGCGUACCGCAAGCUCAAGGAGCUUGGCCCCGUCGGCAAUCACCCACUCUGUGAGGUCUGGGGGGACGGCCUGGCUCUCAAGGUCCACGACCUUCUGGACACGAUGAAGGUCAAGUGGACUAGCAUCGACGUCGUCCGCAUCAAGGACGUUGAAGAGUCUUUCGCCCCUGUCAUCCUCUGGAUCGGCGUGCUGCCUGCAUCUCUCUCUGGCGAGGACGGCGUCGUCGUGGCCUCCAAGUGCCGUGAGCUUCUUGUAGAAUCCGGCAUCACCGACGUCGACGUAGAGAUCCGCGAGUCGGUCGUUACCCGCUGGGCCGCUCCCAAGUUCCCCACGUCCACCUACUCUUUCGACUCCACCGUAGACGUCCGCGAACCUCUUACCACUACGCUCGGUCUCCCCAUCUGUGCUCAGUCUACGCCUUGCGCUGACGGUACCGGCGGCUUCUUCAUUGCCGAGGGCGUGAAUACGAAGAGGCUCCUCCUCGUCACUGCUCGCCACGUCAUCUUCCCGCCCGACAAAAACGAAAACAAGCACUUUGAGCAUAAGAAUGACAGCCAGCCCCGUCAUAACGUCACGCUCUUCGGCGAUGCGGCGUUCAACAAGUACCUCGAAUCUAUCAAGGCCGAGAUUGGAGGCAAGGUAGCAGACAAGGACGUUUCGACUCACUGGGCCACCCCGGAGAGCCGCGUUCUGGGCCACGUCAUCCUCUCUCCUCCCAUCAACGUCGGCAUCGACAGCAGCGGCGAGGGUUAUACCGAGGACUGGGCCGUCAUCGAGAUUGACGCCUCCAAGGUCGACGCGAGCAAUUUCGACGGCAAUGCCAUCGACCUCGGUACCCGCAUCCCAGUCUACGAGUUCGCUCGUAUGAUGCACCCCAAUCCUCGGAAUGCCCCUUCCUUCGAGUAUCCGGGCGACCGUCUUCUGAGGCUCAAGGGAACCAUUCCGGACGAGGAGAUGCGUCAUCCCACCGCACUCGAUCAGAACGACGAACCGUGCCUUGUGGUGAUCAAGCGCGGUAUCACCACCGGCCUGACCGUCGGCCAUGCCAACAACAUCUGUUCCUACGCCCGUAACUACGACAAUGACAACGCCAAGAUCUCUAAAGAGUGGGCCAUCCUCCCGCAAGACUGCAAGUCCGGCGCCUUCGCGGACAAGGGUGACUCGGGUUCUGUCAUCGUCGACGCCCUCGGACGCAUCGGCGGCCUUCUCACCAGCGGUGCUGGCGCCACGCCUUCUGCGGACGUCACCUACGCCACGCCCAUCAGCUUCCUCCUGAAGCGCAUGCAAGACAACGCACUCCAUAUUGACGCCGUAUAAGGUUACUUCAAGCUCUUCGGCCCUCUGUGCUUCGUAAUGAAACGAAGAAAGUGGCCAAUCGCUACCGCUCGCUCACUUUGAUUCACUACAGCCAUGAGACUAAUGCGAGCGCUGAUGACAUGUCCGAUAAUUUCAAGUCGAAGCUGUCAUGCAUGUCAAUUCUCUGAUUGUACCUCGCUGGGAGUGCUUGACGCUUGCCACCUGAUUCAGGUCGGUUGUUAAUAUGCAGCAGUGUCAGCAGGGCGUACUUACGGAAACUUGAAUAUCACGGCGCUCUCCCACUAGUCUUGG